This is a messenger RNA of Anarrhichthys ocellatus (wolf-eel), 1416 nucleotides long. RefSeq lists its product as uncharacterized. The coding region runs from base 51 to 677 and encodes 208 amino acids. The record is from RefSeq and is a predicted model, not a curated record. Lineage: Eukaryota; Metazoa; Chordata; Actinopteri; Perciformes; Anarhichadidae. The transcript is spliced from 5 exons.
GGGUUCUCUGCAGUUUUUACCGCAGUGUGAGAAGGAGCAGAAACACUGAGAUGACAUCUUGCAGCUUCAUCUUCAUCAUCUUCACAAUUUAUCUGAGCUGCAUCUUCCACCGAAGCCAUGGUUUUGAGGUGAUUCAGCCUGAGAAUCGGACUGUGAACCCAGACGGGUCAGCCUCCAUCAGCUGUGAACACACGGCAAACGUCAACUCAGUCGAAGAUGUUCGACUCAACGUCAUAUCACUAACAGACAAACCUAGACUGCUGUGCCAGAAGGGGAAGAAAUACUGUAAGAACAUUAGCAUGCACGAAGAGAAUCCACAUAAAUGGCUCUUCAUCAUGCUCAACAUCGGGCCAGAGGCCAUGACCAAGAAAUACGAGUGUGGGUUCACAGUGAGAACAGAUGAUCUAGAUCACACCGAGACAGGAACACCAACCAAACUACUGCCAGGUCAAAAGGAAGCGGCCUGCAUCCGUCAGCCUUCGCCUCCUCCUUGUCCUCAGUUUCCUCAGCCUCCUCAACUCUUCUGGAUUGUGAUUGGUCUGCUGGCUCUGAUGUUCCUGUACAGCUGUGUCAUCACCUCCUUCUUCAUCAGACUGAGGUGCAGCAACAGAGAAGCCAGGAACUCCACCUAUGUAGAAAUGAGGAAAGCUCCUCAGCCGAGGAAUCCACCGUUCUGACUCAUCUUUCCUCACCACUGGCCUCACGCUCAACGUAAUGAGAGAGCGAACACUGCUUUUUUUCAUGCAGCUAUACAUACAAUUUAUUGCACUGUGUUGAUUGUUUAAUGUUAUGCACUCUCCACCAUGUCAAAUUCCUUGUAUGUGCAACAUACUCUGGCAAAUAAACGGUUCUGAUUCUGAUAAUCAAAGGGAAAAAGAGAACACGACAAUAGAGCGGCAGGGAAGGGAACAGAAAAUGAACUGAAUGGAGAACUGCACUUUCUCGUCAAAUGACAAUCCUCUUCAAUGCCCCAUCCUGCCGCACCCCAAAUGUUAUCCCGAUCAUUAAUGUUCUCUUUCCUAUCAUACAUUUUUACUGGCUGCUGGUUGUCCAAGGAGACGUUUGGUGAGCCCCUGUCCAGUCUCUAGCAGCACUUUGGAGCUGUAUGAAGGGCAUGGUGGGAGAGGCCUUGAAUGAAUGCUGGAUGGGCCUCCUCCUGAAUUGGAGGUGCUUCAAGGUCUGGAAAAUGUUGAGACCUGCAGCCUACUACAAGUCUACAAGUCUGGCACAAAGUGGUCCUGCCCUUGAAUAAAAACAGCAAGGGAAAGGAAGGAGGAUAAUAAAUACAUACAUGCAUAACUGAUGGACUCUCGAGCCACCUUCCUCUCUUCUGCUGUUGGCCAGAGUAGUAUUGUGUUCUCUAUUACAUGUAUUACCUAAUUUGGUCUGUUUUUAUCCCAAUGUCUGAAAUGUAUC